Ruditapes philippinarum (Manila clam) is the source of this 8955-nucleotide messenger RNA. Its product is annotated as GRIP1-associated protein 1-like. The transcript has 28 exons. Bases 89 to 2620 code for a protein of 843 amino acids. The record is from RefSeq and is a predicted model, not a curated record. Gene Ontology annotation, cellular component: postsynaptic recycling endosome; glutamatergic synapse; extrinsic component of postsynaptic early endosome membrane. Gene Ontology annotation, biological process: regulation of neurotransmitter receptor transport, endosome to postsynaptic membrane; neurotransmitter receptor transport, endosome to postsynaptic membrane; regulation of recycling endosome localization within postsynapse. Lineage: Eukaryota; Metazoa; Mollusca; Bivalvia; Venerida; Veneridae.
UAAGGAUGGUGUUCUUUUUUUCAGCAAGAAAAGUUUUAAACUAUUCAUUACUAGCUUUGGGAAACUAAUCACGUGACAUGUAUACAAAAUGGCGUCAGGAUUAUCAGAGGAUGAAUUUCAUCGCAUGCAGCUACAACUUAUAGAGUUGAGAACAGCUAAGUACGAACUUGAAGCUACUAAUAAGAAACAAGAAAGAGAAAUCCAGAGUUUAAAAGAUGCUGCUGAAACAUCAGAGAAAGAGUUGCAGAAGGCACAGAAGGCCAUCAACAAGAGCAAGAAAGCAAAGGAGGUGGAAAUGUUGUUGCAAGAAGCCGAUAACUUACAAAUGAAGUUACAAAGUCAAGAAGAUGAUUUUAGAGUGCAGAAUCAAACAUUAAUGCAGGAACUUACUAAUCUUGUAUCAAGCAAUGAAGACUUAGAGAAACAGUUGUCUGAGUUAAAGGAGAACAAGGGAGGUAAUCAAGGAGCUAGUGAGGUGUCGUCACACUUGGAGGAUGAAGUACGAAGGUUACAGGCGCAAAAUGCUGCUUUACAGAAGAGUUUGUCAGAAAUGCAGUCCAAGACAUUAAGUAAGAGUGAAAAUGAAGAUGACAGUGAGGCUGCAGAAUCAGUGACAACAUCUGAUGGUAACAUAACAGAUGUUGAAACAUUACAGAAAAAAAUUGAUGAACUGAAGUUGAGUGUAGACACUGAGGCUGAAGAAAAGAGGAUGAUCAAACAAAAACUCUCAGAAAAUGAGGAGAGCCAUAAAGAAGAAGUUAAAAGUUUGAAAGAUGAAUUAGAAAAGUUGACUGAAAAGUUAAAAAAGAAGCAAGAAAGUUAUGUGCAGUUACAAGGAGAAAAAGAAAGCUCUUUCAGAGAUCUAAAUGCCAAGCUGAUAGAGUUACACUUCAGUAAGGACAGAGAUCAGAAAUAUUACACUGAUCAGAUCUCCAAACUACAGCAAGAGAUUGCCAAAUAUCAGAAGAUACAAGACGAGAUUAAGAGUAAUUCAGAUCAAGCUAUUAAACAACUACAGAACAAAAUGGCUCAGAUGCAACAGCAGAUAAAUGCGGCAGAUAUUAUAGAGAAUCAACAUAUACAAGAGAGAACUCAGAAAUAUGAGAGUCAUGUGAAGGAGUUACAAUCACAGAUUCUCGUGCUUACACAAAAACGGGAUGAUCUGUCUGCUCAACUUGAGGAGAGUCAGAAGGCAAGUGAGAUGGCAUCACAACAACUUCUCCACUUACAACAAGACAGAGAUAAACAGAUACAAUCUGCACAGGAAGCUAACAAGCUUGCAGAGAAAAGGAAGGCAAUGCUGGAUGAGUUAGCUAUAGAAUAUCAGAAAGAUGGUGAUAAACAUAGAGAACAAAUGUUAACUAUGGAGAAUGAUUAUGAAGUUAGACUGAAAACUUUACAGCAAAAACUAGAUCAAGAGCAGAAAAAGCAUGCAGAACUAGAAAAGUUGAAAUCAACAUUAGAGGAGAAACAGACAGAAAUAAACUCACUGUCAGAGAAAUGUGGUUGGCUUGAGAGGAAGUUGUCAGAUACUGAGGGCUCACUGGACAAGACUUUAGAUGAGAAUGAAACAACACUGUUGAGUUUGAAAACUGACCACGAGGAGGAAAUAACAUCUCUUAAAACUGAACAUUCCACACAAAUUGAACAACUUACAAACACAUUCCAGGCAGAAAUUAAAUCACUCAAGGAGUCAGAAGAAUCUCAGAAGCAAGUUAUUACCAAUUUAGAAGAAGAAGUUAAAAAGUUUAAACAGGAAAUAAAAGAUGGUGUAAAUGAGAAAAAAGUACAUGAAAAGAAAGGAAAAUCAGUGUUAAAAGAUCUGAAGAAACAGCUUCAUGCAGAAAGAAAAAGAGGAGAUAAACUUCAGGAAAGGUUACAGGAAGUUUUAUCUAAUGGAUCUCACAAUAAAAGCAUUGAGGAUUUAUUCCGUACACCAGACAUGAUGAGUGAUUCCUGGCGGGAAGACCAAAGUUCUGUAUCAUCAUGGAGUGGAGGGGGAACUUUAGCAUCUUAUGGAACAAAUCCUAGUGUAAUGAGUACAUCACCACAGAGUUCUCCUAUGUCACCCAGUUCCGAGUUUCCAGGUACAGUGAGGAACGAGGGAUUGGAAAAUGAAAGCAAGGAAUUGCUUGGUAGACUAGCUGCUGUCCAGCAGGAAAAAUGGGACCUCGAAGAAAAGGUUCGUCACUUAGAGACCAGUACGGCAGCAAUGGCGAAUGAUUUAAUAGAAAAAGCCAAAAUAAUAGAGCAUUAUGUCAUGGAGAGUAGAACAGAUAUGAAACACAACAAUAGUCAGCCAGAUGACAAAAUUACGUUUAAAAAAGUUUUAGAUCUAGUCAAUAAAACCGAUGAACACGGACUUCGUGAAAUGAAUAAAAAACUUCAAAAUAUGCUUGAGGAAACACUCACCAAAAACAUGCAUUUACAAAAGGAUUUAGAAACUAUGUCACAGGAAGUUGUAAGACUGAGUAAGUUGCCACACCAUGUAGAUGCAAGAGUGAAAAACAGUGAACAAAAUUCCAUAACACCAAAACAGGACAGUUCUAAUUGUUCUAAUAAUACGGACGGACAGACAGACAGUAUAAAGUGCUCUACUGUGAAUGGCGCUGUAUCAUGAGACUUGUAAAGGGUUGAAAUGGCGUGGUGAAGUUGUUCAGAGAGAAGUGAGGUUGAGCUCUCUAUUCGUCACACAGAGACAAUGGGACACUGGUCAUUCCUAUCGUCCACAGAAUGCCAUACAUGUGAUAUUACAUAAUAUACUUGUUUCUGACAGUUUUAAUGUCAACAAUAUACACAAACAUCAUAAAGCAUCAUGGCAUAUUCCAAAUACCCCAAAAUCAUUAUUAUUCAUUGGGGCACUAAUUUUCAUGGUUUUUAGUGUAUAGGUCAAUCCACAAUUUUAAGAUUAGACAAAAUUUUCAUUUCAUUUGCUGUAAGAUUAUUUUGCAUCACGUUAUUUACAUUUUACCCACUGGAAAAAUAAACAGUCCACAGAUUUAAAAACCCAUGAAAGUGGGGUUUUUUUUGGUGACAAAACCAUGAAAUUUCAUGUCCAUGAAAUUUCGUGAAUUCACAGUAACACAGUUGUACUAAAGGGUUGAAUGUUAUUUACACUCAAUAAGAAUAAAACUGUCAUGUUUUAUAAAUGAUUCACUUAUUCUAUGAACCAAAGAAUGCAACAUUAUUAUAAUUAGACAAUUUUCCAAAUUAUCAUUGAAAAUAAAACUCAUUAAUUAUAUGGAGACUUGAUAAUCUGAUUAUUAAAAAUAAUUGUUUGUUUAAUAUUGUGCUAUUAUUUAAGUUUUUUUGUGGGGGUGUGAGAGAUUUACAUCUUUAAUGCAUUAAUUUACUUAAAAAAAUUUUUUCUCACAUGGUUAUAUAAUCUAGGAACAUAAUAGAAUAAGAAUGAUUCAUCAGAAUUAACUCAAGGUGGUGGCUAUUUUUAACUCUUGAUACUGAAAUCUAUUAAAGUAACAUUGGAUAUUUCCAAACUCAAUGCAGAGCCAUUCCAUUUGACAUGUUUAGCUGAUACAGUUAUCAAACUAACUGCUGUUUUUACUGGUAACUUUAAAGCUGCAUGCCUUCAUAUUCAUGAUAAAUGUCAUGAAAAAAAAAAUGAAAAUGUAUUUUAAAGUAAAAUAUUGUGAAGUGAACAAAGAAAGUAGUUUUUACAUUGCAAAUGACACAUACAGUACAUGUAAUUUACUAAUAAUAGGUCAAAAUAUGCAAAAAUAGGCCUUACUGCUUUGUCACGAAGAAAUAAUAUGGUGAUAAACAAUGCAAACUCAGUCAUUAAUUGCACAUAACAUGUAAAUUAUUACUUGACUCUUGAAUCUUUUUACUUUUCUUUAUAUCAUAGUUCAUUUUUCUCAAGUUUGAUUUCUUGAAAUAUUUUAGCUCAUCUGAAGGCAUGCAGCUUAAAGUAUGGCUCCUCUUUUUGUAACACACUUAUCUAGAUUCCCAUCAUAUCACAUGUUUUUGUUAACUAUAAAAUCUUGAUUCUUGUACUGUUGGGUUUCUUCUGAAAGGAUUUUUCUUUUUUAAUUUCAAGAACAAUUAAUAGUAUAUUUGGAUUGUCAAUAUUUUUUAUUAUUGUCGCUGUGUUGAAUUGAUGUUGUAAUUUUGAUUCUUUUAUUAAGCUUGCAAUAGCUCAUGUUGCCUUAAAGAUGGUGAUAUAUUCUGCUUAUUUCUACACAAUCUGGUGAUAUUAUGUUUAUUUUAUUUCUUUGUAAGAAUCUUUCAUUUUGCUUUAUAUCUGUACUUCAGGUAUGUCAAUUUUUUAUUUUUGUACUUAAUGAUGUAUAUGUAAGGUGAGAAAAAAAGCCAUUUUUUAUCCAAGGUAAUUUUAUUUUUUAAAUGUCCUGGAAUAGGCUUAGGCAUAUGGAUAAAGUUUUUCUUUUAGAUAUACACAAUAACUACACCUUUACAGAAGAAUAAUGCUUUUUAUUCAUGUGACUAUGGUUUAAUGGUUUCCUUGGCAAAAUUUAAGAUCAGCACUGCCUUUUAUAGUUUAUACAUAUUUAAAAGCUUGAUUUCAAACAUGGUAUAUUAAAUCUUAAAAAAGAAAAAUAUCUCCAUUUGGUUCAUGUUAAAAGAAACAACUCAGUGGAGUCCCUUUAAUAAAAUAUAAAUUCAGAUGAUGAGUCAUCAGUUUUUUUUAUGUCAGUUAAUUGAUUAUAUCAUAAAAUCAGACACUGCAAUUUUUUUUUGCAGCUGGUACAGAUUUUAACAAAUUACUGCGGGUUACUUCCUUAUGGAAAUUAGCACAGCAGUGUCUUAAUUUAAUGAAUCUAGAAAAUGAUUUAGGUAAACAAUGUUUUGCUAAACCUUUAAUUUAUCUUUUAGCCUUGCUGAAUUAUUAAAGAGAUCACUUACUGUUAACUUCUGUUGAUGAUUUUGCCUUUUUAAAGUAGUAAGAGAAAUAAUAAACUUAAAUGGAAAAUUUGAUUGUUAAAACAUAUAAUAAAAUAUUAAAAACUAGUUUGCAUAUCCAGAAAUUCGAUCUUAUAUUUGAUUAUCCAAAUAAUAAAAGAAAUAAUGUUGAUAUUUUCCAUAACAGAAAUAUUAAUGAUUAAAUUGACAUUUUGUAUUUAUAUGAAAUGUUUGAAUUACAGAUUCAAGGUCAAGAAAUUUACCUUGAUUAUUGUUUAUCAGAUCUUGGUAAUUAGGAGGAUUUUAUGAAUAGGAAUUUAAUGUUUGGUAGAUCAUUCAUGUCAUUCUCUCAAUGUGCCAAGUUGUUUAUACAUGCCAUAUCAUGAUAACUGUUUGUUUUUCUAGAAUUCAUGGUCCAUUUUCAUUAUGAGAUGUCAGAUAUUAUCCUAAAUUAUGCCAAAAAUUUGCUUAAUUUUAUGUUUGAAAAAAUACAAAACAAAAACAAAAUAUUUCAAACAGAAAUGAGACUGAAUUGAUAUAUUUUGCAAUAAUAGAUCAAAGCGCACAAUAAUGAAACAAGUGCAUAAUUAGGUUUUAUUGUUAUAUUUGAAUAAAUUAACAUUGUGAAUUAGAUCCUGAGAUAUUUAUUUAUACUCCGCUUUCUUGGCUAGACCAUUUUUUUGCUUUUAUUUGCUAGACAAUUUGAUUUUAUUUAAAUUAUAUGGCAUUUUACUAAGUGAUGUCACAAAUAAGCUUUUUCACAUGAUUAAAUUUUGUUUUCACCAUAAACUUUAAGAUUUUGACCUGAUAAAUAUGGUUACAAGACCAUAAAGCUUUUUGACUUGAAAAUGAAUAUUUUAUUUGAAAAAUCACCAAAAACGUACGACAAAGAGCCAUUUAUAAUAAAACUUAUAAUUAUAACUUUUGUGAUCAAGCAGUAAGAUUUUUGACUCAAGGAGUACACUUUAUAUCAAAUAAUUUUUUACCAGGAACAAAAUACAACCCUUCUUUUAGUUUGAGUAAUCUUGGGAAUUUGUUAUUAGGUAACAAGAAAUUGAGUUUAGUGAGAAUAUUUAUGAAAUUUUUUAUGGUGCAAUGUAGAAUUAGUUUUUACUGCUCAAUAAUUUAAUAUUUGCUUCAGUUUAUUUCCUGCUCAAAUUAAGGUGAAUUAGUAUAACCAUAAACAAACACAUGUAGUUUAGAUUGUUUUAAGACCUGUUUUGCUAUCCAGAGAAAUUUAUAUUGUUACAAUUUUCACCUUUGCCUCUAUGAUCAUUUUGUAAAUUUACAAAGUCUACUGUGACUGAUUGUGAAUAAAAAUGAUUCUUUCUUAUAAUAUACAUCUCAUUUUCAUUAGAUGUAAGAUGAAUAGGUUUUGAUUCAUACAAUCUGUCCAUGGAAAAGAUAAAUACUUUGUUAUACAUUCCAUAUUGGUGUUAUCAUAAAUCUUUGUACAUAGAAAAAUAAUUUUAUUUGAUUCAUUUUUAUGUGGUCUACCAUUUUCAUGGAAGUAACCAUAAUGUAAGAUCUAUAUUUAGAAACUUUCCUACCAUAUGUAAAAUUUAUAUAUUGAAAUUGUUCUACCAUAAUUUCAGAUCUAUAUUGAGAAAAUGUUCUAAGUGUGGUUUAAUAAUGCAGUAAAUAAGCCACUUAAAUAGAAUAUAUUAAAGUCUUUAAGUAGCUCAGUCUGCUUGACAUUUAUAUCGUCUCACAUUGAACUUAUCUUUUUUACAUUUCACACUUUCUCUACAUACUCAUGGGAAACAUUUCCACAUGACAAUUUAUUAUGUUUUUUAUGGUUUACCUAGUGUAAUAAUCACGUGAACUGACUUAAUUUGACCUUUCUAUUUCUAGUUUUAAUAUAUUAUUUAUUAAAAGAUAUUAAUAGAAGAUGUUGCUAUUCUAAGGUUCUUUAUCUCUUUUAUAAACUCUGGCUAUUUCCACUUAGUUUAUUAGCAUAUUUAAUUUAUUUUCAGUAAUUUUGUGGGGGCAUUAUUGCUAUAAGUGGUUUCAUAUCUUUGGUUAUUUCAGGAAGUGCUAAUAUUUUAAAAGGAAACUUGACCUGGUGAAUUUGUGUAAUGGGGUUUGCCCUACUUUGAAUUUGGAACAGUCCAUUGAAUUUGGAACAGCCCAUUCUCAGGAUUUUCCUCAUCAAAAUAUAAAAAUUGAGCAAUUAACAUUAUAUAACCUGUUCAAUCUUUCCUACCAUAAUGUAAAAUCUAUAUAUUGAAAUUGUUCUACCAUUUUAAUAUAUUAUUUAUUAAAAGAUCUUUAUAGAAGAUGGUACAAAUGCUAUAGCUAGCCUGGUACAAAGGCUAAUUGAUUCAGGUUCCAGCAGGCUAGCCUGGUACAAAGGCUAAUUGAUUCAGGUUCCAGCAGGCUAGCCUGGUACAAAGGCUAAUUGAUUCAGGUUCCAGCAGGCUAGCCUGGUACAAAGGCUUUGAUUCAGGUUCCAGCAGGCUAGCCUGGUACAAAGGCUAAUUGAUUCAGGUUCCAGCAGGCUAGCCUGGUACAAAGGCUAAUUGAUUCAGGUUCCAGCAGGCUAGCCUGGUACAAAGGCUAAUUGAUUCAGGUUCCAGCAGGCUAGCCUGGUACAAAGACUAAUUGAUUCAGGUUCCUGCAGGCUAGCCUGGCUCUAUACUGGAGGCAAAGGCUUAUCAAUUUAGCUUCCAGCAGGUAAAGGGUUAAAUCUAAAUUUAUAUUUUACCACAACCUGAUUUCCAUAAACUAUUCACUAGAUUUAGAAUAAUAUAAAUAUAAGUGUUUCCUACAUAAGAGUCAAUGAUUUUGGUAGUUAUUAAGCUUUUGACUCUACCAGAAGUGUUUUAUAUUAAUGUUGAAAUAUUUUUAUUGUCAGAUCUGAUAUUUAUUGUUGUAAGAGAAUGCAGUACAUAGUUAGGUUUGAGAUCAUAGGACAGGUUUCUGUAUUUAUUUUUCACAAAUCUUAUAUAUAGAAAUAUAUGUUAAAAAGGUUUUCAAGUUUUACUUUAUUUUUGUCUGAGUAGGAUAAUUAUAUGUUCAUUCUUUACUGAGAAAUAAUAUUAUUCUAAAGAAAGUAUUUUUGUCAUUGUUUUUAGAAACUGGACAUUUCUGCAUUAUAUUUUAAGUCAUUAAAGAUAUGUAGUGUCAAAGUUCACAAAUAAUUACAAAGCCCACCUGAUGAGUUCAGUAAAGAAAGUGCUAAGGCAUCAUACCUCAGGAUUGCAACUUCAACCCAUUGUCAUUCCACGUGUAUUGCCAUGACAGAUUGUUUGAGAAAAACACUUUUAACGUAAUUCGUCCUCCACUGCUUAGAAAUAAUGAUAUUAAGGUAACUGCAGUAAAUUAGAAUAGUUUUCCUUCGGAAUCCAAGAACAUUCAUUAUAUAUUUGCCAAUCUGUAUGUGAAUAAAAAUAAAUACUGUAAAUCUGGUGCUAAACUACUGAAAUUAUUUACAUAAAGCAAGCAUAUUGUGACUUAUUGACUUAUUUAGUCUUGUAUUUUGUUUGUUAUUUCAGUGUCAUUAUAUGUUUAAUCAGGUCUAUAGUGCAUCGUAGGUAAGGGUCCCUUACUUUGAAUCAGAUUUCAAUGCAUGGUUAUUGUACUUUGCCUAUUUCUACUUAAAAAUAAUGCAAGGAGGGUCACCAGGGGGCAUUAUAUCAGUGGUGCUGGAAAGAAACUAUAUAAUUGUAACUCUAUAACACUUACCUCGCUAAAUAUCAUAACUGGACCUGUCCAAUUGUCAGUCUGGAUGAAAUCAUUUAUCAUUUUUAGGGAAACAUUUCAAAUAUGUACUGACCUAAUAGUGAACAGAACCGAUCAUGAUCAGGUGGCAUGGAUCUGCUGGCAUUGUCUGCAUUGACGGCAAUGGUAUUUUUGUAAACACCAGCAGACUGAAGCUUAAAACCGAACUAUUAAUUUUGAAAUAUUCAUCACAAAACUAACAUUCAUGUCAUAUCUGUUUUAGUUAUUGUUAAUACUCAUUUUAUCAUUUGUUAUUUAGUUUUAUUGAUUGUGUAUAUGUCUAUGAAAUGUUACUAUUAUAAUUAUUAAAGAUAUAAAUGGUAUUGGUUAUCAUUCAAUAAAAACAUGAUACUUUUU